Messenger RNA from Aspergillus homomorphus CBS 101889, 938 nucleotides. RefSeq lists its product as uncharacterized. The record is from RefSeq and is a predicted model, not a curated record. Lineage: Eukaryota; Fungi; Ascomycota; Eurotiomycetes; Eurotiales; Aspergillaceae. Bases 255 to 872 code for a protein of 205 amino acids. The transcript is spliced from 2 exons.
UCGCCUGAACCGUCCCGGUUCCUCUUGAGAGCUCCCAGGAGUUAGUCCAGCGGGAGACUUUGUGGUCUGCGCACAUCAUGUACUGUACACGAAUGCUCGGGCAUGCCGUCUUCCUUCUUCGAGCCACACUUGAGUCCCCAUGAGUCAGUUUCGUGCGAUUGGUCUGGUCUUCGGUUGCUUCGUGGGCUAUAUACCAAGGCCCAGAAUAUCAGACCUGGCCAACGAGUCACCUAGAAAUCCAGCACUCGACAACAAUGGCGCCGAUGUCGUAUCCCGUUUGUCUGAUGAUCAUCAUCUACGCCCUGACCCUGGCGCCUGUGGCGUGGGUAUACGCGGCGGAGCUCUGGUCUCUGGUGACGCGUGCCUCGGGAAUGCUUUGUAGAAUUUGUUCCAUCCUCCAUUAUAUACCGAUCUUCUCUCUUUGCGUGCUUCUGCGACAAAUACAGCGGUUGCUCCUCCACGAAGUCCAUUGCAGCACCGAGCAAAACUGGCUUUUCGACGCCGUGCUGGGGAUGUUUGCGCCCUGGGGUUUCCCGAACAUCAAAUGGAAGCCAUUCAUCGUCUUUGACGUUCUCUGUGUCGGGGCCGCCCGUGCAGAUCUUUUCCACACUCGAGAAAGUGGAGAAGAUGCUCAGCAAAGAUGGUCCCUGACCAUGGCACACCAAGCCGAGACAUUCGAAGCUGAACGGCAUGAGCGAGCAGGCCCGCGAAGAAUCUUCACGUCGGUGGAGUCUAGGACCCGUGCGACCAUGGGAUGUUGUUCUCGCCACUCGAACUACAAGCAGCCUCGGAAAAUUACGAGUCAACUCAUGGAAGAGAUUCUGAAUUUCAAGUCAAGUCGAAUCGGACCAUAUCCUAUUACUUCAUUCUGAUCAAUCAAUGCGAUGAGUAUGCAUGCUAUGCUAUAUAUGCAACUGGAAAUCAACAACCACAAUGCC